Molecule: messenger RNA, 1197 nt
Organism: Fonsecaea erecta
Lineage: Eukaryota; Fungi; Ascomycota; Eurotiomycetes; Chaetothyriales; Herpotrichiellaceae
Exons: 3
Coding region: 1-1197 (398 amino acids)
Source: RefSeq, a predicted model, not a curated record
AUGCGUUUCAUCGACGAGUACCUCAGCAAUAACCAGGGCUUCCAACUUGACAUCGUCGGUUUCCUCGCCAUCCUCGGAGAAGGUUCCGUCGAAACCAUCGCCCAAGUUGCGACGCUGAGCUACCUCAUCUACCUUCCCCGCCUCCUUCCUGCGCCGCAGAUCUUCAUCCGACCCUCACGACCCGAAAAGCUCGAGACCACGUCCGGUGCCAAAGUCAUUGGCGUCCACUCUGGCAACACCGGCGAAGACAUCCACCAUGUGGCCCACGCCCUGCACCGGGGGGACAAGCUGAGGCCUAACACGGUCAGUUGUGUCCGUGUCCGAGAAAACAAUAAGCCCCGUCCUUCCAUCAAGAGGUUCGGCCCUUUGGCCUGGUUGGCGUUCCUGGGGGCAGCCAUGAGCGGUGCCUUGCUGGCGCUGUCAAUAUACUACGAGGACGGGAUGUCAUUGCUCGCCACCGUGCUGCUGUCCGCCCUGAGCUCCGUCACCGGCAUCGCCAACAAAUGGUCCCCCACGCCCAACGACCCCAAGCCCGACCCGCACUCCCCGCCCGGCGACGUGGUCAUCAAGUAUCCGCAGGGGGCGUUCAUCGUGGUGAGCUGCGAGGAACGGACGGCACGGUACCUCUACUUCAACCCCAGCGAGCGGUGCAUCUACGCGGUGAAGAGCACGGCCAUCUACCGCGGGCUCUCGCUGGUAUCGACGCUACUGCUCAUGGGCGGUGUGAUCUCGUUGGCCAACGCCAAGAUUCAGACGCAGACGGCCUUUGCGGGCUCCUACAUGCUGAUCAAUAUCUUCUACUGGGUCGGCGCCGCGCUGCCUCCUGGCAAGCACUGGGACCUGUCCCGCCUCGAGGUCGACCACAUCGAGGUGCACGGGGGCACGCCGCCGCGCAACGCCAAGGUCGACAACUACUCGCCCACUUACACCGAGGCGCUGUGGAAGGCCAUCGCCGUGACGGGGACGAGCAACUGGGUCAAGGAGGCCGGCUGGGCGCCCAAGACCCCGGCCUGGAGCGACUGGCUGAACGAGGCCGAGGAAGCCGCCGUGGGCGAACCCCUCAAGUCGAGCAUGCAGCUCAUCGAUGGGAAAGAAGUCGAGGUCUGGACCAUCCGCAACUGGGACAGCCGGAACGCCCUGUCGACCCUGCUGCGCACCACCACCGACCGUCUGCAGGCUCAGCCGAAAAGGGGAUGA